CAACAUGUCUACUGAAAAUGAUCAGUCAUCAGGAGGAACAUCAUCUUCUUACCCUCCCACACUUUCCGAACGUUCCACACAGACCUUCUCUUCAGAGGAAGAAGAUACUGAAGGAGAUGAGGAGAGCUCAAAGGAAGAAUCUCCAUUUCCUGAAGAGGAAGAGUAUCUGGAGGAGAGUGAGUAUCUGGACGAGGAAGAGUAUCUGAAAGGAAAGGAGUUUCUGUAUGAAAAGGAGUAUCUGAAGGAGGAAAAGGAUCUGCAAAAGGAAAAGUGUCUAGAAGACAAGGAGUAUCUGUAUGAAAAGUUACCGGAAGAGGAAUUCAAGGUGGCUUCUUCAUCACAAAGCCUUCCUGAUGUUAAUGCAAGGAGCCCAGUUGCUGGCCCCUCUUGGGCGAACAUCUUCUUCGCUGUCCCUCCUUCUAUCUCUGAACCUGCUGGCGAGUCUCCUCACUAUGACACGACACCUUCUACAUCCUUCGUGAAGCACGAUAGAGAAUUUCUGGCCUGGCAAGACCAGGGCACACAGACAGAAUGGACCUACGAGAGCAAGUCAGCAUCUUUAAAAUCGAGAUUGAAAAAAGAGCAAGAAAGCUCAACAACGAUGCUCAAGUCUGAUUCGGAAGGGCACAUUAUCCCUGAAGGGCCACAAGAGGAAGAAAAUGCCAUGGAGUUUGUUUCUAAAGAGAGCUUUUGGGACAGUAUAUUAAAUGAGCACACAGACAGGCUGGAAGUCGAGAACUUCAGUGACAAUCUUUUGAACAGCUCCUAUCGGGCAGUGUUUAGGGCCGUGAUCGAUGAAAUGGCUGCUCGCAAUGAACUGGAAGAGGAUAUUGACAUUCCCCUGACUGGCCAUCUGGAGAGUGAAACCAGAAGGAAACUGGGAAUUCUGUUGAAGAAAAAUUUUGAAAAAUACAAAGAAACAAUCUCCUGGAUUCUGAAGAAACGUGAAUACUUACUCAACCCAAAAGCUGCAGGGACGUAUACUUUCACAUUUAGUUUACCGAGUCAACCACCACCAGUUGAGGAGCCUUUGAUAGCAAAAGAAGUCAAAAAACCUCGUCGUCGUGUUCGUCGUAAGAAGAAAUUAGAAAUAGAUACAGAAUGGGUACAGAGCAAGACUAAGGUGCAUGAAGGUGAUGGAAAAUUAAUUCUGUACCCCAGUGGGACUGUCUUCCAAAUUCUCUUUCCUGAUGGAUCAGGCCAGUUACAUUACCCAUCAGGAAACCUGGCUAUGCUCAUCCUCAGCACGAAAGAGAGCAAGUUCACAUACAUCAUUCUGGAAGACAGUAAAGAAAAGGAUGUUCGGGCUCUUAUCAACAACUCUGGCCAUGCCACCUUCUAUGAUGAAAACAGAGAAAUCUGGUUGAGCCUGAGCCAUACCCUGGGCUACUACUUCGCCAAAGGCAAACGCCAGAAGGCCUGGAACUGGUGGAAUCUGAACCUCCACGUCCACGCGCCCCCCGUCCAGUCCAUCUCCUUGAAAAUCAACCAGUACAUCAGGGUACAAAUAAAGAGCCAGGAUAACAUCAUCUUCCACUUCACCCACCAAAAGAAGCACAUUUGCAUGAACCUGGGCACCAAGUACAAGUUCAUAGUCCCGGAGGUGCUGAGCGAAAUGAAGGAGAAAGCAAUCCUGGAGGUGGAAUUCAGUUCAACAGCUCGGAAGAUCCAGUUCCUUCUGGGAAAAAUGAGUAGGAUCCUGAAUUUCCUGACCGCCUCUGAUUUGGAAAACUUUAUAAAGGCCGCCAAGAUCUUUCUAGCGGACAUGAGUCUGAGGAAGGAAUCUUGCCUAGUCACCAAAUCGUCCCAGGGCUUCUCCAGCAUCUGCUGA
Molecule: messenger RNA, 1831 nt
Organism: Diceros bicornis minor
Lineage: Eukaryota; Metazoa; Chordata; Mammalia; Perissodactyla; Rhinocerotidae
Gene: ERICH6B
Product: glutamate rich 6B
Source: RefSeq, a predicted model, not a curated record